AUGAACCCUCUCCUCGGCAAGCUCACUAAGCUACUCGGCGAGGAGUACAAGAACCUCACGGGGUGCGGAAGCAGGCCUCCUUCCUGGAGAUGUCCUGAUAUGGAGAACUGCAUAAACGAGUUGAUGCGUGACACUGAAGGUGCCCAUGCAAAGGCAGGAUUAUUAAAGAAGAUGGCUUGGUGUCUCAUGAGUUUGGGUAUACGACAUCAAAUUACCAACUGGAUCGAGGAGGUCAAAGUUCUCAUGGUGGAGAGGUUGACGAUCAACAUGGAGGUAGAAGGUCUUGUUGGUGUUGAUGGCCUAAGAGAAGAGCUUGUCAGUUUGUUGGCAAAUUCUCAGAAGAAACUCAAAGUGGUUUCCAUCAUAGGUUUGGAGGGGGUCAGGAAGCAGGCCUCCUUCCUCAAAAAUGAGCACGACUCCAUGAAAUCUCUCCUUGAGAAGAUCGAUGUAAUGGAUAAGCUUGAUCCCUCGGCAAAAAAUGGAGGGACCAUGUCAGUGAGAUGUCCACAUAUGGAGAACUACAUUAACGACUUGAUGCGUGACACUGAAACAUGGGCCUACACAAAUGGGGCUUUGUAA
Molecule: messenger RNA, 579 nt
Organism: Triticum turgidum subsp. durum (durum wheat)
Lineage: Eukaryota; Viridiplantae; Streptophyta; Magnoliopsida; Poales; Poaceae
Source: the annotation of a GenBank genome assembly